This is a messenger RNA of Saccostrea echinata, 3654 nucleotides long. RefSeq names its product calnexin-like. Gene Ontology annotation, cellular component: endoplasmic reticulum membrane; endoplasmic reticulum. Lineage: Eukaryota; Metazoa; Mollusca; Bivalvia; Ostreida; Ostreidae. Bases 60 to 1835 code for a protein of 591 amino acids. The record is from RefSeq and is a predicted model, not a curated record. The transcript has 22 exons. Gene Ontology annotation, molecular function: calcium ion binding. Gene Ontology annotation, biological process: protein folding.
UUUUUACAGACGCAAGGUGUCGGUGUCAUGCUUGUGAUCUAUUCUGAUAUUUGAAAAUAAUGAAGAUGAAGUUGAAUAAAGUGUGUGUUUUGCUGUUGGGAGUGUGUCUGAUUGGGGCAGUGUUUGCCGACACCGAUGAAGAUGAUGAUGAUGUUCAGGUUGAAGUGGAGGACGAUGAUGUCAAACCAGAAAAGCCGAAGUUUGUUCCUCCAAAAAUUGAUAAGAGUGUUCACUUUGCGGAUUCCUUUGAUAAAAAAGAGGAUUUUAAAAGAUGGACAGUUUCACAAGCAAAAAAAGAUGGAGCAGAAGAAUCCAUUUCAAAAUAUGACGGUAAAUGGCAGGUAGAGGAACCAAAGGACAGUGCUGUAGAAGGUGACCUAGGAUUAGUCAUGAAGUCUAAGGCAAAACAUCACGCAGUAGCCUCCAAUCUAAAUAAACCUUUCAAGUUUGAUGGCAAACCACUGAUUGUGCAAUAUGAGGUUAGAUACCAGAACGGUAUUGACUGUGGAGGGGGUUAUAUCAAACUCUUGUCAGAUGAUCCUCUAUUGGACUUGAAAAAAUUUCAUGACAAGACCCCAUAUACGAUUAUGUUUGGUCCAGAUAAGUGUGGACUGGAUAACAAGCUUCAUUUUAUUUUCCGUCACAAAAAUCCAAAGACAGGUGAAAUAGAAGAGAAACAUGCCAAGAAAUCCACUGCAUCCUUAGAUAGCUACUUCAAUGACAAGAAAACUCAUCUGUACUCUCUUGUGGUGAACCCAGACAACAGUUAUGAGGUGUCAGUAGAUGGCACUGUUGUUAAUGAGGGGUCACUGUUAGAAGACUUCAGCCCACCAGUAAAUCCACCAAAAGAAAUUGAUGACCCCAAUGACAAGAAGCCAGCUGACUGGGACGAGAGAGAAAAAAUCGCAGAUCCAGAUGCAGAAAAACCAGAAGAUUGGGAUGAAAAUGAACCAGAGAAAAUUGUGGACACAGAGGCAACCAAGCCUGAGGGGUGGCUGGAAAAUGAGAACAAACUUGUUCCUGACCCUGAUGCUGAGAAACCUAAAGACUGGGAUGAUGAGAUGGACGGUGAAUGGGAGGCGCCUCUCAUUGAGAAUCCAUUAUGUAAAGAUGCCCCCGGUUGUGGAAAGUGGGAACAGCCGAUGAUCAAAAAUCCAAAAUACAUGGGAAAAUGGAGACCCCCGAUGAUAGACAAUCCAAAUUAUCAGGGUGUAUGGAAAGCCAGAAGAAUUCCAAAUCCCAAUUUCUUUGAAGAUCUUGUACCUUAUAAAAUGAAUCCAAUUAAUGCAUUGGGAUUAGAGCUAUGGUCGAUGAAUGAUGAGAUAGUGUUUGACAACUUUUUAAUCACUGAUGAUAAAGUGGUGGCAGAGAGGUGGACUGAACAGACAUUUAACGUCAAAUCAGCAGCAGAAAAAGCUUCAUCUGGAGGGGCUCUGGGAUAUCUCUCUGCACUGAAGGGGGCGGCUGAUGACAAACCCUGGCUUUGGGCUGUAUAUGUUGUGGUCCUACUCCUCCCUAUAUUGUUAAUUUCUAUCUGUUUAUGCCCCCGGAGUGGUCCUAUAAAGCCAGAAACUCUGGCAGAGGCCAAAAAAACAGACGCAGUCUCACCAGACGAUGAACAGAAAGAAGACACAGGGUCUGCCGACCAAGAGGAAAAAACAGGGCCAGGGGGAGACAAUAAACCCAGCACAAAGAAAUCCAAGUCUAGUCUAGAGACAGCAGAGGAUGAAGGAGAAGACGAAGUAGAUGAAGACGAUGAUACUGCAGAUGAGGAAAAGAAGGAGAGUGGAUCACCAAGAAGAUCUCCCAGAAAGAGAAAGUCAAGGAAAGAUUGAUAGCAGCAUUAAUAGAAGGAGUGAAAGACGAGUGACAGAAUUCCUUGUUUUAAAUGAUUAUAUGCAAUGCAGAGGAAGCAACCUAAUCCAUAGUUAAAAACAUCUCUCAGUUCAUGUCUGGCCAGGAUUUGUAUGCAGAAAAGUUGAGAAUUUUUAUGCAUAUGAACCCAGGAUGUCAUUUAUUUAAUGCUGAACAGUGUAAUAAGUUAUCAUUUUUUUUUUACUUUCGUUUCUUUUCAUGGAUCAAGUGAGGAAGAAUAUAUGUUUGUGGGUUGCGAAUAUUUUGUUUUACCAUGUGAUUAGAUUGAUGGAUUAGGGCCCUUUUAAAUGACUUACACUGGAAUUAGAAAUUACUUACAUUCAGAAUUAAAAUUGACUUACCCAGGGAAUUAGAGAUGACUUAAUUGUACAAUAGAAUUAGAGGUGAUUUAGAGUGUUUUGUAUUCCAUCUCUGGUUUUCUGCUUAAAGUUAAAUUAAAAUUUUCCAAAAUGCUUGCAAUAUUUGUUUUCUCAGACUUUCAUCUGAAUGUUUAAAUAUUUAUGCAUAGAAGUAGUAUUUUUUUUUUUUAUUGAAGCACACACUGAAUCUGUAUAAACUUUUUAUAUGUUGGUGAUUAUUGUUCUGGGGUUUUAAUGAUUAUGACUGCUUGUUGUUCACAUUUUGAAGUUUUAAUGUAAAUUGUCUUGUAAAAUGUGAGUUGGUCAUUGUAUAGUGAAAUUCCAGGUCUGUACUGUGUAACAUAAAUGUUUUAUUAACAAUGAAAAAGUAUUGUAUGAUGUGUUGUUGAGAUAGUUACGAUGUUCGAUGUCAGUAGCAAAUGAUUCUACAUGAUUUGCAUGAACUUAAUAUAAAUAUAUAUAAACAUAUUCAGAAAAUAUUCUAAUUGUACAUUUUAGUUUAUGAUCUCACUUACAUGUGUACUUAUACUUCAAUUAAAAACAGUUGCCAUGAAAAACUUUUGACAAAUACCAUACAAAAUUUGUUAAGGACAUAUGCAACGUACCUUACCUACUGAUAAUUUUUUAAGAUAUUUUUAAUUUAUGAUAAUAGUGCCAUCAGAUGUUCAUAGACAAAAAAUCAGCAUGCAUUACCAGGGGUUUUGAAAAGAUAUCAAUUGAUGAAAAUUCUUAUAUAAUUCAAAGAAAAAUAUACAAAAAUUACUAACAUAUAUUCUAGAUGUUUAUCCAAACUUGGUUUAGAAGAAGUGUACAACAGCAUAUAUAGACAUUAAAAUGGAGCACACAGUUCCUUUAAGUAUUAGAACUCUUCAACUCCAGGGAAAAACACAAUAAAGUUCAAACAAUGUUGUGUAUGUCCUUAAUUCACAAAUGUUCCAAUUCAAAAUUAUUUGAAAUUUGAGAGUUUGAUAAUUAAACAUAAUUAUAUCUUAUAUCACAGAUUGUAUUAUUUCUUUUCUUUAACCUGUUUGUACUUGAGUGGUGAGGUUUGAUUGCUAUCAGUUAUUUUGUGAGAGCUUAGUGUCCAGCAACAAGUUAAUGGUGAACAUUGUCUUUUGAGAGUGGAGUGUCAAGCAUAAAUUAUACGAUGCCUUUUUAAAGUUCAAGUGUUUUGAUUGUGCAUAUCUGUGCAAGGAUAUAAUGGAAACAUGUUAAUAUUUUUCUUUAUAUUUUCUAGUAUUCAUUGAAAAUGAAUGUCAGAAUGUAAACUCUAUAUUCCAGUCUUGUAUAAUAGAUUUAAAUUAUGCUUUCCAAUCAUGCCGAUGUCUGUAAUUUUGUUUGGUUGAAUUAAUCAUUAGUAAGUUCUUUGUACAUGUAGGUGAAAAAAACCAUUAUGAAUAAACCAACUUAUUUAAAAGAU